Molecule: messenger RNA, 2047 nt
Organism: Ctenopharyngodon idella (grass carp)
Lineage: Eukaryota; Metazoa; Chordata; Actinopteri; Cypriniformes; Xenocyprididae
Product: dapper homolog 2
Exons: 4
Coding region: 640-1926 (428 amino acids)
Biological process (GO): negative regulation of nodal signaling pathway
Cellular component (GO): cytoplasm
Source: RefSeq, a predicted model, not a curated record
AAUACAAAAUCUGUAAACACUCGUUUUCAGUCCCUCAAGUUAAUAUAAAACACAAUAAAUUUUUUUGCGUGUAAAUAUUAGUCAGACGCCAACUAGCUACACUACAGAAACAUAUCGUAGCCUACCAACUAGCAGAUUUCACAUUCCUCCUCUUAAAAAACUAGUCAAUUCUGUUCGAAAACUUCCCCGGCCAAUCAGCAGCGAGCUUUCACGUUCUAACUCCGCCCUAUUCAUACUCUUUUCUUCACAGCAGUGAGCUGUGUGCAAGACCGUCGCAUAUGAUUCAGUCCACAUCAUCUUCAUCAUCAUGAACCGAUUAAUAGCUGACGUGAUGGUUGUAGCGUCUCAAAAUGGUUAGGUGGGGAAGUAUUAUUCGGGGGUGUAAAUUAAGACCUUGAAAGUAUGCCUUUGUUACAUGUGCCUCCGAGCGAAAGUUGAGUUGCCUCCGUACUGCAUUUUCGUGAGCUGCAAAGAUACAUUGUUACGGACUCUGAAUUUUAAGCGUCGGCUCUGGUGCUGCUCAUGUCGCACAGCGCUCAUGCUGCAUUGACAGUCGGUACACUGGCAAGAGGCGAGCAGUGAGCCCUCCCGUUCACCGGCGACCACAGUGUCUGCCUCGAAACCGAUUUUGCGCGCACAAUGGCCGGACGCCGCGGUUGUGUGAAUUCGCUAUGGUCAGGGAGCGAGCGGGUUCGUAUCGGAGAGCGGCUGAAAGCCACUCUAGCCGGCAUAAUGGAGCUGGACCUUCUCAGAGGACGACAGCUGGAGAUGGUGGAUGCGGUACUGGACGUGAAUGGAGCGCCCGCUCACCAGGGGGAAGGACAGGAAAGCGCCGCCGAGGAUGGUGCCGCAACCUCCCACAGGCAACAGUGCCUGUCCCCUGCAAACCCUGAUCUGUCUUGCCUCGGCACUACAGGAGAGGGGAUAAGCUCACGCUGGUCCACGUUGUCCUGGGACAUCCCGUCUGAUCUGCUGUCUUCUCAAACCCCAGACUUCCCUGGCACCACACCGCUUGACUGCGACUCUAGACCCAGCUCAGGUUUUUACUCAGUCAGUGGGAGUUCUCUGUCAGACUCUUGUUACUCUGUAUCCAGCGAGGCGGCUCCUGGAGGGUCAGUGAAAGUCAGCUGUAGGCCUCGCUCACUGGAUCAUAGUGCCACUCAUUGGAGGGAGGUUGAAUCUCUUAGUACAGAGUGUCCUGAGGGCACAGUGGAGAAACAAGAAAGAAGGCCCUUUUCUACUGGGGAUCUUGAGCUCAAUAGCCUCGUGUUCCUGACAGACCUUUGUUCCAGUUUGGUAGGGAUUCAUCCAGGCUCUCUUUUACCUUCUUCCAACUCCAGUCCACAGCUUCAGCUGGAUCCCAAGUUUUGCUCUGACCUAGUUUCUCGGAAGACAAAAGAGGUGUACCCUUACCCUAGUCCACUCCAUGCUGUGGCCCUCCAGAGCCCCCUGUUCACAACCUGCCAGGAACCAUCCCCCACCCGCCUCUCGCCCAGUCCAGAGAGUGAACAGCCUGAGGAGCCAGGGCUCGAUCAACCUCCUGUGAAGAACCAGCCUCCAGCCUCUCCUUCCUUUACUCAGCUGGAGAAAUACAUCAACAGAUUAGUCCAUCAGCAUCACUGCAGGGUGGCUGCUGAAACUUCCAGUCGUGGACACCAAAUAAACAUUGCAGGUGCUGGUUAUGAGGGACUCCACCCAAGAAGUGCUUCCUCCUCCAGCCUGUCUGGAGGUAGUGUGACUCCUUGUAAGUCUAUCCUGGGCAAUUCAGCGAGAGUCAGCCUCAGCAGUAUUGGUAAACAUGCAAGUCGCAAUUCCUAUCAACCUCGGAAACUUGCCCUCCGUGACGGGGGAGGAUUUCAACAUCAGCUUCCAUUUGAAUCUGAAUUUGAACCUAAAUCCGAAUCUGAACAAGACUUUGAGUUUUGAUGCUAAAAAUGUGAAAGAGGAGGUCUCAGGAUCAUGUGGGCAUCUCUCCGCCAACAUAGUCACUCCAACUGCUUCCCCUUCCUCUUCGACGUCUACCAUCACCAGCACUCCAAACUGGAGC